This is a messenger RNA of Ectocarpus siliculosus, 1191 nucleotides long. The record is from the annotation of a GenBank genome assembly. NCBI's taxonomy places the organism in Eukaryota, Phaeophyceae, Ectocarpales, Ectocarpaceae.
AUGCGCAGGCACCGUGUGUGCAUGGUUUGCGACUUUUUCUAUCCUCGACUGGGCGGGGUAGAGAUGCACAUCUGGUCUCUCAGCCAAUGUUUGCUGCGGCGUGGGCAUCGGGUGGUGGUCAUCACGCACGGCUACGACAACCGCAAGGGAGUGCGGUACAUGACCAACGGACUCAAGGUGUACUACGUACCGCUGGUGCCCGUGGUCGACGGGGACUGCAUGCCGACGGCCUGCGCGUUCUUCCCGAUCUUCCGGCAGAUCUUGAUCCGCGAGCGCAUCACGCUCGUGCACGGGCACCAGGCCUCUUCCGUCAUGUCCCACGAGGCCAUACUCUUCGCCAAGACCAUGGGCUACCGGGUGGCCUACACGGACCACUCUCUCUUCGGGUUCGCGGACGCGGCUAGCAUCCACCUCAACAAGCUGAUGAAGUUCACAAUGUGCAGCGUCGACCACGCCAUCUGCGUGAGCAACACCUGCCGAGAGAACCUCGUGGUCCGCGCCACCCUGCCGCCGGAAAAGAUCUCCACCAUCCCCAACGCGAUUGACCCCUCCAAGUUCACGCCGGACCCUUCCGCCCGCUUCCCGAAAGGCACCAUAAACGUCGUCAUCAUGAGCCGGCUCGUGUACCGCAAGGGGAUAGACCUCGUCGCCCCCGUCGUAAAGAUCAUGUGCGAGCGCUACCCAAACCUCCACUUCAUCAUCGGGGGCGACGGCCCGAAGAGACUCCUCCUCGAGGAGAUGCGGGAGAAGAGCCAGCUGCACGACCGGGUCGAGAUCCUCGGCGCCGUGCCCCACGCAAGGGUCCGGAGCGUGCUCGUCCGGGGGCACAUCUUCCUCAACUGCAGCCUCACGGAGUCGUUCUGUAUCGCCAUACUAGAGGCCGCAAGCUGCGGUCUCUUUGUCGUGAGCACGGCCGUCGGCGGUGUCCCGGAAGUCCUCCCCGGGCCGAUGAUCAAGUUCGCGGAGCCGACGGUAGAGGACCUGACGGACGCUCUGUCGGACGCGAUCCCCCUGGCCAGAAAAGCGGUGCCUAGCGAGUUCCACGCGAAGGUGAGGGACAUGUAUAGCUGGGCGGACGUCGCGGAGCGGACGGAAAGGGCGUACGAGAGAGCGCUCAAGGCCCCGCCGCCUAGUCUCGUCCGGCGGUUUCAGAGUAAGAAGCCAAGUAUCGCGCACAGCGGAUGGGUUUGA